AUGGGAGACCCGAGCUUUGGGGUCAAUCGAGACCUGCUUCCCCAUGUACACCUCAUUUCGACGUACCGAUACACGCAGAAGGCCCAUGUCGAGAUCCCCGAGGUCACCAACUGGUUGAUGCAAGCACCCCAGAUCGCUCGAGACAAGGCGCCGUUCUUCUGGACAUAUCUCGAUAGACCUGAAAAUGGCACCAUAACUCUGACAUGGCAGCCGUUUCAGCAGAUGGGAACAAACUUUGCCAGCGAUGGCUACAUCUGGCCACCCGCUGAGCAGUACUUUACCCAAGAAGUUGGCAACGGCGUUAUCCUGGAAAUGUACUUGCACAAAGCUGGCUUCGCAUAUGGCGAGCAAGUGGCCACCCACUCGCGCCGCCGUUUCCGUCUUUGCCCCCCAAACGUCCACAACCCAAACACCCCUCAAGUUGAUCCAAGCCUCUGGAUUGUUCACUAUGGACCGAUUGACAACAACGAGCGCAUCCCUGUGCAAGUGCUUCCGCGAGACCCUCGCACCCAGAAUAUCCUGGAGACUCGGGCAUACCUGCAGCGAUGUGGACAGAUCCAGCGCAAGGAGUUCAUUCUCAGCGACCGCGUCAACUGGCCGCAGAUCGCCUGGCCUAGGGAGCCGUCCCGACAGGCCAUGUACGCUGGCAACCGGGGAGUCCCUCAGACCAUGGCAUACCCUACACAUCCCCCGACAGCGGGUGCGCCUCCCUCUAAGCGUGCGAGGACCGCCCAAGCUGCACACAGUCAAGUUCAGCCUGUAAUGGGUGCCGUCCCGCAGCUCGAUGCUUAUGACGACGAGGAGGACACUUCGCGCGGCGAUAUGUUUGAUCACUUGACCCCACGAGAGAUCAGUCUUCACCGCUACCGUCAAAAUCAUGAAUGGAUGGAGGAGAUUCUGUCAUCACCCUAUCGAAUGAAUCAAAUUGGGUUUACCAGUCUUGCGCUGGGCCUGAGAGGCGCGUUGUCAGGACUCACGGACGGGAUAUUUGACGCCGAAGGCCAUGAGCAAGGCGCCGAGAAAAAAGAAGACCGCCCACCCCCGAAGGCUGCGACUUCCUUGGACAUAGAGCAAGCGGCCGAGUUCCGCUCGCGAAUCAACGAGCACAUCGACUCGACCAAUGCCGAGAUAGAGAGAAUGAAGGCGGAGCAUGAGAAGAAGUUGUCGAAGUUUAGGAAGAACUCGCUGCUUACAACCGCCGAGAAGGACCUACGGACUGCCAUAGAUCAUGUGACUCCGGAGGCGCUGCGCCUCGAGGGCCGAGUCGAGGAAAACGAGGAUGGAACAGCGCGCUGGGCAGCCAAACACUCCAAGAAGGUCGAUGAUAUCGUGUCACUAGUCGAGGCGCAAUUUGGCCAUCGGGCUGAGGUUAUCUACGAACUGAAGCGAAUCCAAGAUGGAGGCUACCAGGAGCCUGCUCCUGAGCCGGCCCCUGAAGCGACUCAACCCGCCCCGAGCGGGAGCGGCACCAUGUCGCGGCAAGCAUCACACACUGGAUCUCACAAUAGCGGGAUGGUUGGAGAUUCAGAUAUGGAUAUGGGUGGAACUGCCGCAGGACUACUUGACCAAAUGCACACCGGCUUGUCGUCGAAUUCCACACCCGCCAACAAUUUGCCGACCCCACAAGGGCAGUUGUCUGCCAUGCCGUCGUACGCAGCAACGCCUAACGUGUCAUCACCGCACCCACCGGCUCAAGUGGCUCCGCAGCAGCCAAAAACUGGCGGGGCUGAGGAUGUCAACAUGUCCGGCACGGAUGCAGAGCCAUCCGGAACCCCCCCCGAUCAGGGAACCGGCAGCGGAGAUUGGGUGGUUGUCCCGAAAGGUGGCGUGACUCCCGAACUAGCCGCAACUGGAAACGCCUCAGCUUCCACCAGCGAACCGCCGAAACUCCCAACGUUUACGGCAGACUCCUCCGACAGCAAGCAAGCCUCUGCGACAGGCACACCAGCAGGCGGCGGCGACAACGCGUCCAUGGGAUUCGACGCGAACGACUUCGGCUCGUUAGGGGACUUGGACACCGCAGGCGAUGCUCUGGCCGAUUUCAGUAAUACACCCGGUGAUCUAGGUGGGGAUUUUAUGGACGACUCGGCGUUUGGUGACGCGUUCCAUGGCGUCGAGGCAAAUGCCAAUGCCGGAACCCCGGCGGAUGGAAACUUGUAG
This is a messenger RNA of Pseudomassariella vexata, 2160 nucleotides long. RefSeq lists its product as uncharacterized. The transcript is spliced from 3 exons. Gene Ontology annotation, biological process: chromatin remodeling. The coding region runs from base 1 to 2160 and encodes 719 amino acids. The record is from RefSeq and is a predicted model, not a curated record. Lineage: Eukaryota; Fungi; Ascomycota; Sordariomycetes; Amphisphaeriales; Pseudomassariaceae.